Panicum virgatum (switchgrass) is the source of this 1468-nucleotide messenger RNA. Its product is annotated as cinnamoyl-CoA reductase 1-like. The coding region runs from base 168 to 1199 and encodes 343 amino acids. The transcript has 5 exons. NCBI's taxonomy places the organism in Eukaryota, Viridiplantae, Streptophyta, Magnoliopsida, Poales, Poaceae. The record is from RefSeq and is a predicted model, not a curated record. Gene Ontology annotation, molecular function: oxidoreductase activity, acting on the CH-OH group of donors, NAD or NADP as acceptor.
AUCUCCUUGCAUACAUACCCCAGCACUGUAAUCGCCUUUCUCUUCUAGAGCAUACCUGGAGAACAGUUUUUCACCAAGAGUACCUGUCUCAGGCUAACUGGUAGGCACCAUUUCACAUCACACAAACACACACCUUCCUUUUGACUUGGAGGCCGGGAUACUACACCAUGCCGAUUGAGACGCCCAUGCCGGCCCUCUCCGGCCACGGCCUGACGGUCUGCGUGACCGGCGCCGGAGGAUUCAUCGCCUCCUGGCUCGUCAAGCGCCUCCUGGAGAAGGGCUACACUGUCCGCGGCACGGUCAGGAACCCUGUUGAUCCCAAGAACGACCACCUGAGGGCGCUUGAAGGUGCCGCCGACCGCCUCACUCUCGUCCGCGCCGACUUGCUGGAGCCCGACAGCCUUCUCGCGGCCUUCUCCGGCUGCGAGGGUGUCUUCCAUGCUGCCUCCCCGGUCACCGAUGAUCCCGAGAAGAUGAUCGAGCCGGCGAUCCGCGGCACAAGGCACGUGAUGACGGUGGCCGCGGACACCGGCGUGAAGCGCGUCGUGUUCACGUCCUCCAUCGGCACGGUGUACAUGAACCCAUACCGCGACCCCAACGAGCCCGUCGACGACACCUGCUGGAGCGACCUCGAGUACUGCAAGAAGACCGAGAACUGGUACUGCUACGCGAAGACGGUGGCGGAGCAGGGCGCGUGGGAGGUGGCGCGGAAGCGCGGGCUGGACCUGGUAGUUGUGAACCCGGUGCUGGUGCUGGGUCCGCUGCUGCAGCCGACGGUGAACGCGAGCACGGACCACGUGAUGAAGUACCUGACGGGGUCGGCCAAGACGUACGUGAACGCGGCGCAGGCCUACGUGCACGUCAAGGACGUCGCCGAGGCGCACGUCCGGGUGUACGAGGCCGCCCACGCGCACGGCCGCUACAUCUGCGCCGAGAGCACCCUCCACCGCGGCGAGCUCUGCCGUAUCCUCGCCAAGCUCUUCCCGGAGUACCCCAUACCCACCAAGUGUAAGGACGAGGUGAAUCCUCCGGUGGCCGGAUACAAGUUCAGCAACCAGCGGCUCAAGGAUCUAGGGAUCGAGUUCGUGCCGGUGCUGCAGUGCCUGUACGAGACGGUGAAGAGCCUCCAGGAGAAAGGGAUGCUGCCCGUCCUCCCGCCAAACGACGACCACCACCCCGACCAACUGAUGACAUCAUGAUCAUCGCAAGGUUCACUACUGAUGGCCUACGGCAUGCUGCCACGCAUAUCAUGAGCUAGCUGAUUAAUAUAUUAUAAGCAAACCUUUUUAUCAACCUAAUAUAUGGCAACUUUCGUGGUUGCAUGCAUGUACGCGUGACAAACACUGCACCGAACGACCCAAAUGUUAGUGCUGUAUGACGUACACAUGCAACACAUCUUUGUGGAAUAUAUAUGAUUGUAAUUUAUAUAACUGCUCUGAGCAAUAACUGGGCUCCUUUUUAGCUGCUA